Molecule: messenger RNA, 3724 nt
Organism: Microcebus murinus (gray mouse lemur)
Lineage: Eukaryota; Metazoa; Chordata; Mammalia; Primates; Cheirogaleidae
Gene: GALNT11
Product: polypeptide N-acetylgalactosaminyltransferase 11
Biological process (GO): protein O-linked glycosylation; regulation of Notch signaling pathway
Cellular component (GO): Golgi apparatus
Molecular function (GO): Notch binding; polypeptide N-acetylgalactosaminyltransferase activity
Source: RefSeq, a predicted model, not a curated record
UACUAAUAUUCAUUCAUUCUAUAGAUUUUUUUUAGCAUCUUCUGUGGGUCAUUCAUUAUGCUAAUGAAGGGAAUGCAGUAAACUAGAAAACAAACAAAAGCAAGUCAAAGUCCUUGUGGAGAUUAUCUUGGUUCAGUGCAAAUUAUUGUGUUUUGUGUAUCAAUGAUUUUCUUUCACUUCUAAAGUGUUUGUGUUUUUCUAAGCUGGUCUUUAAUUUAAAAAGUGCUAAAAGCUGACAUGGCACUUCCCUUGGUGCCUGACUUUCCUUUAUACUGUGGUCAUUUCCAGCCACCCCUCUGGUCUUACUAUUCGUGAGACUUUUGUUUGCUUGGAUUUUGGGGAUUUUUUUUGUUUUGGUUUGUUACUGUUGGUUUAUUUUUUAUUUUUUUAAUUGAUUUGUAGUGAAAUACCUAGUAGUUCUAAGUUGGUAGAUAGUUAAGAAAUUGAGCUAUUUAUCAUGGUAUAACCUAUAGUAUAACCUAUAGCCUUUGGUAUAACCUUGUACAAGACAGCAUAAUUUUUAAAGUGGGACUGAGACUGAUUUGCUUUGUUCUGAUCUUUGGAGGUUGAUAAUGUUUUAAAAAUUAUCUUAUACUAUAGAAAUAAGUACUUUAUAAGUUAAAUCUAAGUAGUUUUCUCAUGUGUGUAUGUUACUUAUAUAGGGUUUCCCUGUACUAAGUCUUUUCAUUGAGAUUGUUUUAUAUGUAUGUUGGGCUCUUUAGAAAGAAAUCCUUGGAAAAUUGUAUUAGCCUUCAUGAAGAACAGAUAUUAUGAGAAAGCUUAGAAUAAAAUUGUUGUUCAUUGCUAUAUUUGGUUCUUCUUGCCUUAUUUUAUAGGGAAUCUCAAGGAGAGGGAAAACAGAAUUAUUUGAACUCUUUGUUUGAAAAUAACUGUCAGAUUUAGAGUAUACACUAAAACAGGCAUAGCCUUUUAUUGGAAAGUAGAACUUUUUUUUCAAGUUGCUUAUUUUUAAUAACAGAUUUUAAGAUCCUUGGUUAAAAAAAGAAUCUUGCAAUUUUACAGUUGGGACCUUAGAUGUCCUACAGGAAGUACUUGUAUUUUCCCCAUGAAAAGUUAGUACCCGAUGAAAAAAUAACCAAACUGAAAGCAGUCCAGAACAAAGGUGAAGAAAUACCCAUUAACAUGGGCAAAUGAUUAAGUCACAUAUUUUGCUGCCCCUGGUUUUCUGAGCAUUAACACACUGACCUGUGGUUUUAAUUGUUGAACCCUUUUUUAAAAUUCAGUGCUAUCCGUGUGUCUUCUUGUAUUGGAAUCUCUGUUAACUGAAAUUGAAAAUGGCCCUUCAGCUAUGCUAGGUCUAUAAUGGGAAGUGCCACAGUUCGAUAUUUCUGUUAUGGGUGCCUUUUUACAUCCGCGACCUGGACAGUUUUACUUUUCGUUUAUUUCAACUUCAGUGAAGUGACUCAGCCACUUAAGAAUGUGCCCAUCAAGGGGUCUGGGCCCCAUGGACCAUUUCCCAAAAAAUUCUAUCCCCGGUUUACUCGUGGUCCAAAUCGAGUAUUAGAGCCACAGUUCAAAGGAAACAAAAUUGAUGAUGUGAUAGAUGGUCAUAUUGAAGAUCCAGAAAACGGCCAUCUGAAAUUCUCUUCUGAAUUAGGUAUGAUUUUUAAUGAACGCGAUCAGGAGUUGAGAGACUUGGGCUAUCAGAAACACGCCUUUAAUAUGCUUAUCAGUAACCGCUUGGGCUACCAUAGAGAUGUGCCGGACACAAGGAAUGCCGCAUGUAAAGAACAGUCCUACCCGACUGACCUGCCAGUCGCUAGUGUUGUUAUUUGCUUCUACAAUGAGGCGUUUUCCGCCUUGCUCCGGACCGUGCACAGUGUCAUCGACCGCACUCCCACACAGCUUCUUCAUGAAAUCAUCCUCGUGGAUGAUGACAGUGACUUUGAUGAUUUGAAAGGAGAACUAGAUGAAUAUGUUCAUAAACACCUCCCUGGAAAAAUUAAAAUAAUAAGAAAUACAAAGCGUGAGGGGUUGAUUCGAGGAAGAAUGAUCGGAGCAGCCCAUGCGACAGGAGAAGUGCUCGUGUUCCUGGACAGCCACUGUGAGGUGAACGUGAUGUGGCUGCAGCCCUUGCUGGCCGCCAUCCACGAGGACAGGCAGACCGUGGUGUGCCCAGUGAUCGACAUCAUUAGUGCUGACACCCUCGCCUACAGCUCGUCCCCUGUUGUCCGUGGAGGGUUCAACUGGGGGCUGCACUUCAAAUGGGACCUUGUUCCCCUUUCUGAGCUAGGAGGAGCAGAAGGAGCCACUGCCCCCAUAAAGUCACCUACAAUGGCUGGAGGAUUAUUUGCCAUGAACAGACAGUAUUUCCAUGACCUUGGGCAGUACGACAGUGGCAUGGAUAUCUGGGGAGGAGAAAAUUUGGAAAUAUCAUUUCGGAUCUGGAUGUGUGGAGGUAAGCUCUUCAUCAUCCCUUGCUCCAGAGUGGGACACAUUUUCCGAAAAAGACGACCAUAUGGAUCUCCUGAAGGCCAGGACACCAUGACACACAACUCUUUGAGACUGGCACACGUCUGGUUGGAUGAAUACAAGGAGCAGUAUUUUUCCUUAAGACCUGAUCUCAAGACCAAAAGCUAUGGAAAUAUCAGUGAGCGUGUUGAAUUAAGGAAGAAAUUGGGUUGCAAAUCAUUUAAAUGGUAUUUGGAUAACAUUUACCCAGAGAUGCAGAUAUCUGGGCCCCAUGCCAAACCCCAGCAACCCAUUUUUAUCAACAGGGGGCUGAAACGCCCCAAAGUCCUUCAACGUGGAAGGCUCUAUCACCUCCAGACCAACAAGUGUUUGGUGGCCCAGGGACGUCCAAGUCAGAAGGGAAGCCUAGUAGUGCUCAAGGCCUGUGACUAUGGUGACCCAAAUCAGAUCUGGAUUUAUAAUGAAGAGCAUGAAUUGGUUUUAAAUAACCUCCUGUGUCUAGAUAUGUCGGAAACUCGCUCGUCAGACCCACCACGACUCAUGAAGUGCCACGGGUCUGGAGGGUCCCAGCAGUGGACCUUUGGGAAAAAUAAUCGGCUAUACCAGGUGUCAGUUGGACAGUGCCUGAGAGCGGUGGAUCCACUGGGUCAAAAAGGCUCUGUUGCUAUGGCAAUCUGCGAUGGCUCCUCCUCCCAGCAGUGGCAUUUAGAAGGCUAAGGUGGGCGCCAUGGCUGGAAUGGUGGUCCACUGGGCUUUGCUUCCUCUGCAAGCCAGCUUGGGGAGGAUGACCAUCUCCCUGUCCUGCAGAUGCCUGGGCAUGUUGGCAGAUCUGAGACCACAGGUGAAGAAGUAUGUUUCACUACGAUCAUGUCUGAGCUGCUAGUAAAGAAUUUCUUGAUUAUAGAGGGAAACCAGAAUAUAAUUUUAAAGACUCGGGUUUGUACAGAAGGACAAAACCCAGGAAAUGGACAUUUCUAUUCAAAUUUAUGCCUCUUUUAAAAUUUCCUUUAAUGAUGGAAUGGUAUUUAUCUGAUCAGGAACUUGUGAUUGCUUUUCGUAGAAGACUUCAUAGGAGACUUUUUUUUUACUUCUAUCAUUUGUUGAAUAUGUUCUAAAUAGAUAAUUUAAAACAACUGAAUCCACAUUACUUUUAGCUUCAGAAAGGCAUCAUUUAUAAGGCAAUAUUUAAGAGGCAGUUGACUAUUAUAAAUUAUUUUGAUGAAUUAUGAUACUAUCUAUAUUGAAAAUAAAGGAUCCUCUUGAUUAUUUAACUGGGAUCUUUUGUCUUGUA